Bolinopsis microptera is the source of this 480-nucleotide messenger RNA. RefSeq lists its product as uncharacterized. The transcript has 3 exons. The coding region runs from base 1 to 480 and encodes 159 amino acids. NCBI's taxonomy places the organism in Eukaryota, Metazoa, Ctenophora, Tentaculata, Lobata, Bolinopsidae. The record is from RefSeq and is a predicted model, not a curated record.
AUGCCGAAACUAACAGUGGAGUAUAAAAAACAAGCAGUCCCAGCGUUUAUUGCAAGAUUUAAAGCAGAAACUGGCUAUCAAGAGCAUGAUAUAAAGGAUAAACAUGGAGAUUUGGACGACGACGGCAAAGAAUUGAAAGAUCGAGACGAUGAGCGACCACAAGUAGUUCAACUGUCACAGAAUGAUAUGACAGCUGAGGAAGCGAAACAGCACUGGGACAAGGAAGAGGCAUCUGGAAAGAAGACUGACGAUCUCAGUGAAGGAAAGGAACAAGAAGAAGAAAUCGAGGAGCCGUGGGACGGAAAAUUUAAAUUCAGGAAAUCAACGAAACGUCCAAGUACUGAAUUAGACUUCAAUGUCAGUAAAAAGAAGAAAUCUGCCGACAGAAAGAAGGAGAAGAAGGAGAAAAAGAAGGGUGUUAAAAACAAAAUGCUACUGUCAUUUGGUGAUGAUGAGGAAGAAGAAGAGGAAGAAACUUGA